CUGUUGUGAGGUUCUGACAGGUGGCUGAGCCGCCAAGCGCGCACGGCCUCCUGGGAUAUAGGUUGCAAGUUUUGCUCUCUGAGCUGUGUAUAUCCUGUUCUUUUGCGAUUGUCAAGCGAAUUACCUCCACAAACGUGUUUUAUUGUCUUUCUAGCUACUGCAUAGAUAAAGAUAGAGCUGAGGAUAAGUGAGAAAGUGUCGGUAUCCCGCAAGAUGGUGGAAGAAUGCGCGGAAAAUAGAUUCCAUCGGCCGUUUUCACGCUAGAGGAAGUGUUCGCCGGUCACCCCUCGCGGCCAUGUAAUCGUACGUCAAAUCGCUCAUCCGCUUGAUCUGGUUUUCUCUGGGCUUCGGCGUUUCGUUCUAUCGCCAAAAUGAUGUGCGAUAUUAUGCCUACGAUCUCUGAGGACCCGCCAGAGAUCCAUUAUGGCCAAAAUGAGGAAACGAACUUCGAACAACUGAUGGUGAACAUGUUGGAUGAACGGGACAAGCUGAUGGAAACUCUUCGUGAGACUCAAGAUUCGCUAGCCCUUACAAGAGCAAAGUUAACAGAAUGUCAAAAGGAGAAGGACGGUCUCAUGAAUCACUUGGAGUCUGUGCUUAAUGAUGGUGAUGACCAACUAAUUGAAAGACUAGCUGGAUUGGAUGGUAUUAUUACAGAGUCUGGCAAUAAUUUAAAAGAAGAAUCUGGCAAGAACCGUGUUCGGGUUUUAGCAGAGGACUUUGCAACGAUGCUUAAAGAACUAAACCAAGCAAGGGAACAGCUCCUAGAAAAAGAUGAGGAAAUCAGUGAACUGAAGUCAGAGAGGUGUAAUACAAGACUUCUUCUAGAACAUUUAGAAUGUUUAGUAGCACGACACGAAAGAUCCUUGAGAAUGACAGUUGUCAAACGACAAGCUGCCACCACUGGAGGUGUGUCAUCUGAAGUGGAAGUUCUCAAGGCUCUCAAAUCCCUGUUUGAGCAUCACAAAGCUCUGGAUGAAAAGGUGCGUGAAAGACUUCGGCAGGCUGUAGACAAAAAUAAUGCCCUUGAAGCAGAACUUGAAGAAACACGGGAAAAGCUCAAAGAGCUUGAACAAGAAAAUGAGGAUAUUAGACUUCGAAAUCUUAGAAGAGUAAGAACUGAGGAAAAGCUUCAUGCAUCAAGUGAGAACUGCCAGGAAAAUGGUGAUGAAAAUUCUAAUGCUGAAAAGCAUCUUUCGAACGGACCAGUUAAUGUUGAUGUGAGUGCACAUGAAGAACAAAUGGAAGAGAUGCAGUUUCUUUUGGAUAAACGAACCAAGGAGGUGGAACGGCUUACAAGAGAAAAUAAGGAUUUGAAAGAGAGAUGUACUGCACUAGAAGAAGAGUUGAGAAUAUGUAACAAACAGCUAGACAGAGGAAAUACCUCCAUUCAGAGACUGGAAAGAGAUUUAGAUGAGGCAGCAGCCCAGAAAUCCGACAUGGAAGAUAGAAUAGCAACUCUUGAGAAGCGUUACGUUCGACUUCAGCAUGAAGUCACAGCUCUGAAUGAUGAUAAUGAGAGACUGGCAACUGAGCUUGCUAGUAAAGAAAGUGAACUUAUACAGGUGAUUAAAAAUUACAACCAGUGGUUAACUUUGAAUUGAUUAAACUGUAUUAUGUGCAAAACGUGAGGCACAGUUUGUUGCUAUGUACUUUUUGAUUUGAGUAAAUAUAUGUUUAUUCAUUUGAACCAUCUCUCUAUAACGACCACUUACCUAGCUGGAACAACCAGGCACUUAACUCUAUUGAAUCAUUUUUACAACAGCAGUCUCUUAAUAACAGCCAGUUAACUUUGCUCUAGGGUGGCUGUUGUAGAGAAGUUCAAUGCACUUAUAAUUCCUAACUUACACUGUACAGACUGCAAAUUAUUUCACUAGCAGCAGUCAUGUUUUGGAACUGGUUCAAUUCAAGUAACAAGAAAUUAGUUGAAAGGAGCUAUUUAAGAAAGCAAAAACAUGUGCCGUGUUUCUGUCAAGUGUUAGGAUAAAUCUACUAGCAUUCU
Molecule: messenger RNA, 2002 nt
Organism: Orbicella faveolata
Lineage: Eukaryota; Metazoa; Cnidaria; Anthozoa; Scleractinia; Merulinidae
Product: liprin-alpha-1-like
Biological process (GO): synapse organization
Cellular component (GO): presynaptic active zone
Molecular function (GO): protein binding
Source: RefSeq, a predicted model, not a curated record